UUGGGUCUCCAGUGUGUCCAGCCAUCGAGCUUUGGAUCUUUCUAUACACUUGUACAUGUCGGUGACAUUUGCAGACAAAAAAAGUUAAACUGUCAAGGAAUUCAUACCAUUUUCUACCUGUUACUUGGAACAACUUAAGGAGUCUUUGAUUUAUCAGAUCAGUUGGCAACAGAAAAUGAAGAGUAGCGUGGCACAGAUAAAACAUUCUUCUGGUCAUGACAGAAGGGAAAAUUAUAAUUCCUAUCAGAGAACCUCUUCUCCAGAAGACAGAUAUGCAGAACAAGAAAGAUCCCCUCGGGAUAGAGAUCACUUUGAUUACAACAGGUCAGACUAUGAGCAUUCAAGAAGAGGGCGUUCUUAUGAUAGUAGCAUGGAGUCACGAAGUAGGGACCGAGAAAAACGCAGAGAAAGAGAAAGAGAUAUGGAUCGUAAAAGGUCUUGGAAAUCCCCAACUCCUGGGAGAAGAAGCCCAGAACCAUCAGUAACCCAGAGUUCCUCUGCUCAGGAUGAACCUACUGCAAAGAAGAAGAAAGAUGAGCUGGAUCCUCUUCUUACUCGCACGGGUGGAGCAUAUAUUCCUCCUGCAAAGCUCAGGAUGAUGCAAGAGCAAAUUACAGAUAAAAACAGCUUGGCAUACCAGAGGAUGAGCUGGGAGGCCCUAAAGAAGUCAAUCAAUGGUCUUAUCAACAAAGUUAACAUCUCUAAUAUAGGUAUUAUUAUUCAAGAACUUCUUCAAGAAAACAUAGUUAGGGGAAGAGGCCUGCUGUCCAGAUCUGUUUUGCAAGCGCAGAGUGCUUCUCCAAUCUUCACCCAUGUUUAUGCAGCGUUAGUGGCAAUUAUCAACUCAAAAUUUCCACAGAUUGGGGAAUUAAUCCUUAAGAGGUUAAUUCUUAAUUUCCGAAAAGGCUAUCGAAGAAAUGAUAAGCAACUUUGUCUUACCGCUUCAAAAUUUGUGGCACAUCUUAUUAACCAAAAUGUGGCACAUGAAGUUUUAUGCCUAGAGAUGCUCACUUUGCUCCUAGAAAGACCAACAGAUGAUAGUGUUGAAGUAGCUAUUGGUUUUCUCAAGGAAUGUGGCCUCAAAUUAACACAAGUGUCACCAAGAGGAAUCAAUGCUAUAUUUGAGCGCCUCCGAAACAUUCUCCAUGAGUCUGAAAUUGACAAAAGAGUUCAAUAUAUGAUUGAAGUGAUGUUUGCUGUACGGAAGGAUGGAUUCAAGGACCACCCAGUUAUCCUAGAAGGCCUUGACUUAGUGGAAGAAGAUGAUCAGUUUACCCAUAUGCUCCCUUUGGAAGAUGACUAUAAUCCAGAAGAUGUUCUUAAUGUUUUCAAGAUGGAUCCUAAUUUUAUGGAGAAUGAAGAGAAAUACAAAGCUAUUAAGAAAGAAAUUCUUGAUGAGGGAGAUAGUGACUCAAACACAGACCAAGAUGCUGGAAGUAGUGAAGAGGAAGAGGAAGAAGAGGAUGAAGAGGGAGAAGAAGAUGAAGAAGGACAGAAAGUGACUAUUCAUGACAAAACAGAAAUUAAUCUAGUCUCAUUUCGUCGUACAAUUUAUCUUGCUAUUCAGUCAAGUUUAGAUUUUGAAGAAUGUGCACACAAAUUGCUUAAAAUGGAGUUCCCUGAAAGCCAAACAAAAGAACUCUGCAACAUGAUACUUGACUGUUGUGCCCAACAAAGGACAUAUGAGAAAUUUUUUGGCUUAUUAGCUGGGCGAUUUUGCAUGCUAAAAAAAGAAUACAUGGAAUCCUUUGAAAGUAUAUUCAAAGAACAAUAUGAUACCAUCCAUCGCUUGGAAACAAACAAAUUGAGAAAUGUUGCCAAGAUGUUUGCUCACCUUUUGUACACUGAUUCACUUCCAUGGAGUGUUCUUGAAUGUAUAAAGCUAAGUGAAGAAACCACUACAUCGUCCAGUAGAAUUUUUGUUAAAAUAUUUUUCCAAGAACUGUGUGAAUAUAUGGGUCUUCCUAAACUUAAUGCAAGAUUAAAGGAUGAAACCCUACAGCCAUUUUUUGAAGGGUUAUUACCCCGAGAUAAUCCAAGAAACACUCGGUUUGCCAUCAACUUCUUCACUUCAAUAGGUCUUGGAGGUUUAACGGAUGAAUUGCGUGAGCAUCUCAAAAACACACCGAAGGUCAUUGUGGCACAGAAACCAGAUGUUGAGGCAAAUAAAUCCCCUUCUUCUUCCUCUUCCUCUUCCGCGUCCUCCUCUUCAGAGUCGGCCUCCUCUGCCUCUGACUCGGACAGCAGUGACAGUAGUUCAGAGUCUUCCAGCGAAGACAGCGGGUCUUCAUCCAGCAGUAGUCAGAGCUCUGCCUCAGAUAAAGAUAGAAGAAAGAAGGGACAAGGAAACACCAGAAGUAAGGAAGUAGAUAAAUUGAUCAGGAAACAACAGACCCAUGAUAGGAAACAAGAAGAAAGAAGGCCAGAGCAAAGGCAUCGGGAAACACGGACUGAAAGAGAAAGAAGGUCAGAAAAACAUAAAGAUAAAAAUUCAAGGGAUCCAAAUUGGAGAGAUCCCAUAACAAAGUACACUUCAGACAGAGGUGUUCCUUCGGAACGAAAUAGUUACAGUAGAAUCAUGAAUGACAGAGACCAAGAAGCACACACAGAUUUGGAAAAUAAGUAUGGUGAUCCUAAAAAGAAGAGAGGAGAGAGAAGAAACUCUUUUUCUGAAAAUGAGCACAGACACCGAAAUAAAGACUAUGAAAAUGUUACAAGAAAAGAUAGAUCAAAGUCAAGAGAAAAGAAUAGAAAACAUUCAGGUUCUAGAAGUGAUGAAGAUAGGUAUCAGAAUGGUGCCGAAAGGCGAUGGGAAAAAUCUAGUAGAUACUCUAAACAAUCCAGAGAAUCAAACAAACAUCAGGACUGGCGAAGAGAAAAGUCUCCAACAAAGCAAAAAAAAUAGUUCUACAAAAUUACAGAAACUGAACAUGCCUUAUAUUCAGUUGAAACAAAUUAUUUUUUAUAUUAACGAACUUUAUAAGAAUUCUUGUAUAAAGUACUGGUUUGUAUUUGUACAUUUAAAAAUUUUUUCAUUUUAACAUGUUUUAUAAUUGGUACAUCUCAAGGCCCUCCACAUAAAAUUAUUUGAGAAGUUUCACCAGAGAGGGAUGUAAUUCUUGCUUAUAUUUUGUUAAUAAAAUGAUCAAAUGCUCAUUGAAUCAGUGAUUUUUUUCAUU
Enhydra lutris kenyoni (northern sea otter) is the source of this 3179-nucleotide messenger RNA. Its product is annotated as CWC22 spliceosome associated protein homolog. Bases 176 to 2905 code for a protein of 909 amino acids. Gene Ontology annotation, cellular component: catalytic step 2 spliceosome. The record is from RefSeq and is a predicted model, not a curated record. Gene Ontology annotation, molecular function: RNA binding; protein binding. Gene Ontology annotation, biological process: mRNA splicing, via spliceosome. The transcript has 20 exons. NCBI's taxonomy places the organism in Eukaryota, Metazoa, Chordata, Mammalia, Carnivora, Mustelidae.